AUGAGAGCUAAUAAUCGUCUUGCAUCUGUAAUUGGAAAUUUACGUGAAAUAAAGGAAACAAAUGUAAUAAUGAAAAUAAAAAAAAUAGCUUUUGUUUAAAGUUACAAACACUUUCUAAAAAACAAUCAAUGAGGACUCUGAUAUGAUUAGAUAGAGAUGCAUGUAGAUUUUAACGAUAGAACCAGAGAAAAGAUCUAUCAUAUAAGCUAAAUAUGUUCAAAAAUAUUUUGAGAGAGAGUUUGCAUAUUUUUCGUAAAAUUGUAAAUAAGUCUAGUAAAAUAAGAGGAUAAUUGCCAGAUGAUCUAUACAUUAGAAUUUUUAAAGACUUAUAGCUCGAAAGAAGUAAUGCAGCUGAGGUUGUAUUUAACAUUGGAGACAUUGGAAGAAAAAUGUACUUUAUAAUUGAUGGAGAAGUAGCUAUUCUAAUUCCUAUGUAAGAUUAGUAACAUCAUGAUACUCAACAUCAUCACUAAAGAAGUAAGUGUAUAUUUAGAUUGUAAGAGUCACUGAUAGUUAAGAAAUUUGAUGAUAUACUGAAACAUAAGUAUGCACAAUAUAAAUUAAUUGCGAUAAAAAGUAAAAAUGACUAUUUUGGAGAGAUCGCAAUCGAAUAGAGGAUUCCAAGGACAGCCUCAGUUGUAACUAAAUCUGAAUGUAUUUUUGCCACUUUGUCUUAUGAUUCAUAUUAGAGAGUAUUAGGGUAAUAUUAAGAGAAGAUCUUGGAAGAAAAAUUGUUAUUUAUCAAGAGUACACCACCAUUCAAAAAUUGGAGUUAAUCAGGCUAACUAAUUUUAUUACACAGUUGUUAAGAAAUAAGUUUUGAGGCAGGAUCUUUUGUUUAUAAAAGGGGAUAAAAGGGGGAUACUGUAUAUUUAAUUAAAGAAGGAGAAAUACUGAUUGAAAAAUGGGAUAAAUAAUAAUCUGUUACAUAAGAAGGAGAUAUUUAUUUGAAAAAGAACAUUAUUGUUAUUGGUUUAUAUUCAACUGGAUAAAUUUUUGGAGAUUACGAAGUUUAUUAAACAAAUAUGAAAUGUAGACAUUUGACCAGAGUGACUUAAGCUAAGGCAAGAGUUAAAACUGUUGUUUUAGCUCUAUCAAUAUCAUAGUAUAUUGAUAAUAUGAGGUUGAAUGAGAGAGAUUGUUGGAUUAAAGAUUAUUUUGAGUAAAAGUUUAACAAAAAAUGGUUAAAUAAACCAGAAAUCUAGACCUCAUCUGUUAGCAAGAGUCCAAAUCCAUCAAACAAUAAAUAAUUUAUCAAAAGUAGAGAGGAUGGAAGAUAAGCUUUGAAAGUCUCUUUAUCUAAUAAUUAUUUUGAAGAACUUGAUUUAGAUAAAAAAGAUUCAAAGGAUAUCUAAAUGUUGUCUCCAACAUAAUUACAUUCUUAGAGUAAGAGCAAUAAAACUAUGAGAAAAUUCUUGAGUUUAUAAGGAAAUUUGUUUAAAACUCAAUAAACUUAUGAAGCCCCUUCUAUGGAUAUAAUUAUUAAAUAACUUAAAAAUAAAGUUAUUAAGAGUAGAGAUAACUUGACUAACGAAUCAAAUUUUGAUAUUUCACAGAGCAAAUUUUAUUCUGUAAAGAAACCAAGUGCUUCUAAACUUAAAAUUGGUUUAUCAUUUAAAUCAUUUAGAGAAGGAGAACGUAAUAAGUCUAAAUUUUUAGACUGA
Messenger RNA from Paramecium sonneborni, 1664 nucleotides. The record is from the annotation of a GenBank genome assembly. NCBI's taxonomy places the organism in Eukaryota, Ciliophora, Oligohymenophorea, Peniculida, Parameciidae.